AAGUUCUACCAUAAGAUGAAAUCGGAAUCGGGAAGAAUCAGUUAUUUUUAAUUUCGUCAGCUGAAACAAUGAACGGCAGAUAAAUCUCGCGAUACUAUGGAAACUACUACUCCCGGCAUGCCACGCCGCUUCUGUACAUGAGCCUAUGCCUGUAGGUCUGGAGGACCCGGCAUGCCUCGAGGCGCGAAAGGCCACCUGGGCAUCGUAGUUCUCCUGGACGCCUAUAGGUACUGCCGUGCCAGCGCGGCGGCGGCGGCGGCUUUCCGUGUCAGCCUGCGGUUCUGUGGGCGAGCUGAGGCAGAGGAAGGGCGUGGAACUGGAAGCGGGUGAGUUGGCGCGGUCUACGCGGUAAAGGCAGGUGGCACCUCGGCACAGGGCUGAGUCAAGUAAAUGGACUCGUGUGGUUGUCUCUCCGGAGACACCGUUAUCGUUGCGCCCGCAACAGCAGGGUGAGGAGAACCCUCAGCGCCCGCCGCCAUCUCCACCAUGCAGUCCCGGGAAGAUGCCCCGCGCUCCCGCCGCCUCGCCAGUCCCCGUGGUGGCAAGCGGCCCAAGAGGAUUCACAAGCCGACGGUUUCGGCCUUCUUCACGGGCCCGGAGGAGCUGAAGGACGCGGCCCACUCUGCAGCCCUGCUGGCUCAGCUCAAGUCCUUCUAUGACUCUCGGCUGCUGUGUGAUGUGACCAUCGAGGUGGUGACGCCUGGCAGUGGGCCUGGCACGGGCCGCCUUUUCUCCUGCAACCGGAACGUGCUGGCUGCCGCCUGCCCCUACUUCAAGAGCAUGUUCACCGGCGGCAUGUACGAGAGCCAGCAGGCGAACGUGACCAUGCAUGACGUGGAUGCCGAGUCCUUUGAGGUGCUGGUCGAAUACUGCUACACCGGUCGCGUGUCCCUGAGUGAGGCCAACGUGGAACGCCUUUACGCGGCCUCCGACAUGUUGCAGCUCGAGUAUGUGCGGGAAGCCUGUGCUUCCUUCCUAGCCCGCCGCCUGGACCUGGCUAACUGCACCGCCAUCCUCAAGUUCGCUGAUGCCUUUGGCCAUCGCAAGCUGCGCUCACAGGCCCAGUCCUUCAUAGCCCACAACUUCAAGCAGCUCAGCCAGAUGGGUCCGAUUCGGGAGGAGACUCUGGCAGAUCUGACCCUGGCCCAGCUGCUGGCUGUCCUGCGCCAGGAUUGUCUAAACAUAGAGCAUGAGCAGACCGUGUGUCACGUUGCCAUGCAGUGGUUGGAGGCGGCUCCCAAGGAGCGGGGUCCCAGCGCUGCGGAAGUCUUCAAGUGUGUCCGCUGGACACAUUUCGCUGAUGAAGAUCAGGAUUACCUGGAAGGGCUGUUGACUAAGCCCCUUGUGAAGAAGUACUGUCUGGACCUUAUUGAAGGGGCUCUGCAGAUGCGAUAUGGUGACAUGAUGUACAAGUCUGUGGUGGCAAAGCCAGACGGCAGCAGCAGCAGCAGCUCUGCUGUAUACGCAGCAGAAAAUCCACCCCAGAGGCUGGGUGUGUGUGCCAAGAAGAUGGUGAUUUUCUUUGGUCACCCUAGAGAUCCCUUUCUGUGCUGUGACCCCUAUUCUGGGGAUAUUUACAAAGUGCCCUCACCUUUGACCUGCCUUGCUCACACUAGAACUGUAACCACCUUAGCCGUCUGUAUCUCUCCGGACCAUGACAUCUAUCUAGCUGCCCAGCCCAGGAAAGACCUCUGGGUGUAUAAACCAGCCCAGAAUAGUUGGCAGCAACUUGCAGAUCGCUUGCUCUGUCGUGAGGGCAUGGAUGUGGCCUACCUCAAUGGCUACAUUUACAUCUUGGGUGGGCGAGACCCUAUUACUGGACUUAAAUUGAAGGAAGUGGAAUGCUACAGUGUUCAGAGGAAUCAGUGGGCACUGGUGGCUCCACUACCCCAUUCUUUUAUCUCCUUUGACCUAAUGGUAAUUCAGAACUACCUUUAUGCUCUCAACAGUAAGCGCAUGUUCUGCUAUGAUCCUAACCACAAUAUGUGGCUGAAGUGUGUUUCUCUUAAGCGCCAUGACUUUCAAGAAGCCUGUGUCUUCAAUGAUGAGAUCUAUUGUAUCUGUGACAUCCCAGUCAUGAAGGUCUACAAUCCAGUGAGAGGAGAAUGGAGGCAGAUUAAUAAUAUUCCUUUGGUGUCAGAGACCAGCAACUACCGGAUCAUCAAUCAUGACCAAAAACUGUUGCUGAUUACCUCACGCACCCCACAAUGGAAAAAGAACCGAGUGACGGUGUAUGAAUAUGACAUUAGUGGAGACCAGUGGAUUAAUAUUGGUACCACAUUAGGCCUCUUCCAAUUUGAUUCCAACUUUUUCUGCCUCUCAGCUCGUGUUUAUCCUUCCUGUCUUGAGCCUGGUCAGAGUUUCCUCACUGAGGAAGAGGAAAUACCAAGUGAAUCUAGUACUGAAUGGGAUUUAGGUGGAUUCAGUGAGCUAGAUUCUGAGUCAGGAAGUUCAAGUUCUUUAUCUGAUGAUGAUUUGUGGGUACAGGUAGCACCUCAGUGAAAUGCACAGGAUCAGCAGGGUUUGUUAUAGAUAGGUUGAAACACUAAGGUAUUUUUAUUGCUUUGGAAAGUAUCUAAAAGAUAGACCCUUUCCCUUUACUGGAAAAAAAGUUGAUUAAUUUCAGGUUUUCUUUAGAAAGGGUAUUAUUUGAAAUACUAAUGUAAUUUAAGGUUAGAGAAUUUAAGCACUCCAAAAAUAAACCUAUUUAAUAAUUUACUGUUCUAAAAAUCCAAUAUUGUUUGGUUAUUUAAUAUGUCUAUAUUUGACUAUGAUAAUUUUGCCUUCCACUCUGUUUAGUGCCACAAGUACAGUAACUGGAAUUUUAAUUUUUAAAAUAGCUGGAUAGGGAUCACUAGAUAGGGUUUUGAAAGCAUAUAUUUUUCUUCAGAACAGUGUAGUAGAAUUCCAAAACUUUAAACUAGUAUGUUUAUACAACAUGUGUUCUAACUUAAAUAUAAUCUGCUAAAUUUUAGUUAUUUCCUCCCCUUUCAUGAAGGAAAAAGAUGCAUAUAUGUUUAAUGUGACUGAAUGAUUAUUUAUAAUGUGAAGGAAUGUAAUACUGUACAGAAUGGCCAUAAGCUCACUGGUAUAAAAACAACAAAAAACCCCCACAGGAUUCUACUGUUGGAAAAGAAAUUUCAGUUUUAAAUUUGUAAUAUAAAAUGUGUAUUUGCAAAUAGUGACCAAGUUUCCAUCUAAAAAGAAUUCCAUUCUAGCAGUGUCACUAAUCAUCUACAAAACUUAAAAAACAAACAAAAACAAAACCCCAGUAACUUGCUUUGUAGGUUCAUGUGUUUUAUCUAUACUUGGUACAUGCUUCAUUGAUUCAGAGGAACAAUCCUUUUGUCCAUUGGAUGUGAUUGUGUAAACUUUUAUUCAUUGUCUUAAAAAGUUAUUGUGAUUCUUAAAAUAUUUUGACUGUAUAGUUUUGGUGUUCAGCUUACAAGAUUUGUCAGCAAGAUUUGAUUAUUCUUUACUGUUUUGUGAGGUAAUAUUGGUUUUGAAAAUAUGUAUAAGCUAAGGACAGUAUUUUAUUGAUUAGUAGUUAUUGUGUCUAUCAACUAUAAAAUCAAGUGCCGGCAAAGAACUUUAAAACUUUAAGUUUUAAGUAUAGAAUUGUUUUGUGUAGCACUGAAAUAUUGUCAGUUUUGUAAGUCACUAAAUGUUAUUAGUAGCUUAAAGGUAUUUUUGUAUUAAAAGUUUACAGUUAAAUAACAUACGUGGAUGAUGGCUUUUGGGGCCAGUAGUGAAAGUAUAUUCAUCUAAAAUAUUUCCCUAAGCAGUGGAAUAUAUGGUUCUUUUAUUAGGGUAUUUGUAUCUGUUCUGAGUUUCUCUGUGAAUUAAUGCUUUAGUCUUUGUUUCUGUCACUAUGUAAGGAAAAGUCCAGAAGUAGACUAAAUCACAUAAAACUGACAUUGUUAAAUACCAGAAAAUAUAAAUGCUUACCUCUUAAGAUUUACUAGAUAUUGUUGUCAUUAUUCAUAAUAAAUGACCAGAUGCUUAUAGUGUAUAAAAUUACCUAUACCCAAUUAGCAUUAGCUUCCUAAAUCUUUAUUUAAUAACAUGCUAAUUCCUAUUUGCUAGUGACAGAAUGCUAACAUUUCAUACACCGUGGCAGAAUACUAAGGCAUGUGCUCUCUCAGGUGGGAAACAGAAUUUUUGAAUGAUAUACUAUCAUAUGAAAAUAAAGAGAGGGAGACAGGCAAGUUUUUAAAAAAAAGUAUUCGGAGGCAUUUUUAUGGGCCAUUUGAAGAUUUUGCAGAACAUUCCUGUUUAUUUUUGAUGAAAUAAGAUACUUGUCUUAGCAGUAUGUGUUCCUUCAAAAGGUCAGUUAUGCUUUCAGUUGCCUAAGGCUAAAUUUUGUUCCAUUUGAUAUCAGGGUUGUUCUAAGCACUGUACUUAACACAAAGCCCUUUCUCAGUAGUUUUUUUUUUUUCCAACUUUUUCUUCACCAGUGACUUCUUUUGAUAGCUUUCUGUUUUUUCAUGUUGAAAAAGGACAAUGGAUAAUUCAUCCAAAUUAUUCAUCUAUAGUUUAUAUAAGACAAAUUCUCCAGGUUGCCAUUUUCAACCUUUCAGUUAAAGCCUAAGCUAAAUGGUAGUAAUAUCUUUGUUUACAAAGAGGUUUUCUUAGGAAGAAUUUUGGUUUCGUGAUAUAUUUGUGAAUUAGGGAAUAGAUGUUAAUCAUUAUUUUAUAGAUAAGUGAUUUGUAUGUGAUUAGUAACAAAUAAAACUGGUAUUAAAUCCCA
Molecule: messenger RNA, 4750 nt
Organism: Myotis brandtii (Brandt's bat)
Lineage: Eukaryota; Metazoa; Chordata; Mammalia; Chiroptera; Vespertilionidae
Gene: KBTBD6
Product: kelch repeat and BTB (POZ) domain containing 6
Exons: 2
Coding region: 487-2502 (671 amino acids)
Molecular function (GO): protein binding
Source: RefSeq, a predicted model, not a curated record